Molecule: messenger RNA, 2046 nt
Organism: Acaromyces ingoldii
Lineage: Eukaryota; Fungi; Basidiomycota; Exobasidiomycetes; Exobasidiales; Cryptobasidiaceae
Exons: 4
Coding region: 1-2046 (681 amino acids)
Molecular function (GO): nucleic acid binding
Source: RefSeq, a predicted model, not a curated record
AUGAUGGCCACUAGGAGGGCCGAGGAAGGGGAGGUUGGAAAUGACUCGGCCAGUGCGCCGUCCACGUCGAACGAACGACAGCAAGAAGAAACACAGGCGGCGAGCGCGUCCUCAGCGCUUGAACUCGAGACAGCGACCCCUGACUCGAAGGAUGCGAUUCAGGUCUUAGUUGCUUCGCUUGCACUAGACGAUAAUAGUGAUGCGAAAGCGAACAAUGACGAUGGCGACGACGAGAAGAGAAGGUCAUCGGACAAUAUGGCUGACGACAAGGACACAGAGUGCACAAACGUUCCUGCGCCUAGCCCGUCGCUAUUGAAACCGUGCAUGGAGCCUGCGCUGAUAGACGCUCUUCGCAACCCACGGGACCGCAUCUUUAUUUCCAAGCAUGCAAAGGAUUUUGAAGAAAGGAUCAAAGACACCAGCUGUCAGCAAUGGGAGCUCCCUCUCAUGAACACCUAUCAGAGGCUUUUGGUACAUAAGGUGGCCGACCAUUUCAACUUACAGCACAAUCUUGAGCCCACCACGAAGGCAAUCAUCCUCAACAAGCAGGAAUCAACAGCAAUCCCGGAAAAAAGCCUCAUUGAACUGGUCGAGUGCGAGCGACUGUCGGAGCCUUCUUUCACGCUCGCUACUCCGCCGUCGGGCAUGUCUGGGCUACCCGCUGGGACCGCAAGCGCCGGCAUCAAGAUCAUGAAGCGAGAUGUCUCGAGAUCUCAGUCACCCAGAGUGUCUGCGGGCGAGGAUGCAAAGGACCGCAGGAUGUUGACAAUGGCGGAGAAAGAGACCAAGUAUCGUGAGGCAAGGCAGAGGAUCUUUGGCGAAGACGAGACGGCUGAGGCCGGAAGCAGCAAAAAGUCAUCUGCCUCAGCGACUCCCUCGCAAAUAAGCGACGUACAAGGAGUCGAGCGACAAUUGAGCGAGCGAAGCCAGAAUCUUUCCUCUUCAUCUCCCCCUUCUCCCUCAUUUGUCAGGUCGACUGCCAAGCCUUACCCGGCUGUCAGAACAUCGGCAACGCCGCCUUUGCACGAUCCGUACCAAUCUUCUCAAUUUCAGGCCUACAAUUCCCACGCAUCUGCCAGCAACCAGUACCCGUACGGCUACCCAGCCAUGGGCCAGCCUUGGGCUCAAUACCCUCCAGCCAACUAUGCCAACUUUGCCAGUUCGGGACAAAAUCGGCCUUUCUACCACUUUCAGCAACAGACAGGUCCGGGCCCCUACGCGUGGUCGGGACCUCAGGGCGAAAGCGCUGGCAUCGUUCCUCAGGCUCAAGCAAGCCCAAGUGCCAGCAGCCGCUCGACAAGCAUCAGUACAGAUGCAGGAAGCGUGACUGGAGGCGAGGGAAGCGGGAGCGAGACUAGAAGCGCCAAGAGAUCCGGCCCGCCCACGCCGUUUUCCUAUGGUGGCAGUGGUGCACCUUUGCCUGCGUCUCAACUGCCGAAUCAGCAAUGGUACCCUUACUCUUACCAAGCUGGUCCCGAAAGCAUGCCCCCGGGGAACUACGUCUAUCCAGCCUGGGCUGCCGCUGGCCAGCCACCACAGCCGCAAGCAGGUUAUGGUAGCAGCCACCCCACACUACAUCACCGACACUCGACGGGUGCUUCCGGUCGUGAGCAUCGUGUCAGUGCGUCGGAUCCCCAAAAUAGGGCCAAUGCGCGGCCCACACAGCAGCUGGUGCGACCGCCUUUUCUUGGUCAAAGCCCGGGCGUGUCUCCUUCGGUGUCACCGACCGCCCAACUCAAUUUCCGGCCUCCUUCGCCCACGAAUUCUAUCAAUUUGCAAGGCAGCGGCAGCAGUGGCAGCGGCAGUACCGGUGGCCUCGGGAGGGGCCGGAGAGGUGAUCGCGCAUUAUACGAUCCCAAUGCUCCGCCAGGAAGCGCCAGCCCAAUGUCACCGGCAUCUAAUGGGCAAGGAGAGAAACAGCCGGUGGGCAAGAGCGCUUCAGCGGGUGCGCUGCUGGGCAACGGCAGUACGUCUGCCAAGGCCUCAAAUAGAGUCCUUUCACAUCCCUCACUACCGCGGCGGCCUGACUGGGCCGUCGACCCUUGA